Aspergillus glaucus CBS 516.65 is the source of this 1101-nucleotide messenger RNA. RefSeq lists its product as uncharacterized. The record is from RefSeq and is a predicted model, not a curated record. The coding region runs from base 271 to 927 and encodes 218 amino acids. The transcript has 2 exons. NCBI's taxonomy places the organism in Eukaryota, Fungi, Ascomycota, Eurotiomycetes, Eurotiales, Aspergillaceae.
GGGAAUGGACCGCAGCGGCGUUGGUGACAUUUAGCACACACGCAUUCCUGCUCUGGACGUCACCACCGGAGGGGCAGUAUCUGUCGUCGUUAAUUCUAUGCUUGAUAUCGGGGCCGCUACUGUUCUAUUUACUCUUAAUGUGUCUUUGGUGACGUUACCUGUUGUAUGUAGUUGACCGCCAAGAAUCCCGCUAUCUCCGUCUGUCCUCCGCAUAAACUCCGUAGAGUACACAUCCCCAAACAACCACGAUUGACAACCACAACACAUGCAAUGGAUCCCGACGCCAGUAUCCUCGAAACACCUCCCUCCGUCUUCAACUACGUCCUCUCCUUUCUUCUCGUCGGUGUAGCAUGGGGCUUCACGACACCGUUUAUCCGGCGCGCGGCGGCGGACUUUAAUGCGCGACAGGAGGCGCAACGGGAUACACAACCGGAACCACAACAGGAGAAGGAGGUGCCAUUGAAGAGUCGCAAGGAAGACAAUAAAGAAAAGGAUGAUAGCGAAGUUAAGCACGAGGAGAAUAUUGAGGAUGAGAAUGAGGACGAGGACGAGGACGAGACAGAGAGCAAGGAAGAGGACAACCCCCCACCAUUAAUGAAACAACCAGCAUGGAUGAAUACUACCGCAUCCAAACCAUCCUGGAUCAAACAGAAACUCACCACCCUCCUCUGGACCCUCUUCAAUCUCCUCCGCACACCGGCCUAUUCCAUUCCCCUCGUUGUUAACUUAACCGGGAGUGUUUGGUUCUUUCUCCUUGUUGGGAAGCAUGAACUCUCCCUAACCGUCCCAUUGGCGAAUUCGAGCGCAUUCUUGUUUACGGUGCUCGGUGAAUGGUACGUGGAGCGGAAGAUGAUAGCGAAGGAGACGUGGUUGGGGAUGGGGUUGGUUCUCGGGGGGUUUGCAUUGUGUGUACAGUCGAAGCAGUAAUAUUCAGUAGAAAGGCAGUAAUUAUAAUGGGAAAGACAUCUCAAUUGAGAGAUGAGGGAAAAAAAAUAAAAACAAAAAAUAAUGCAUCAUCCGUGAAUCGAACACGGGCCUCGUCGAUGGCAACGACGAAUUCUACCACUAGACCAAUGAUGCUAGAGCAGAUAACCAUUGAAC